CGGCGUGGUGAGAGCGAGGAGCGGCUCGCAGUCAUACCGACAACAAAACACCCCGAACCAACUCACACCGAACCCCGCGGACACGACACACCCGCCAGCAUGCCGUGUCGGAAGGAGAACUACAUCUUUCUGCAACAGUCCGUCACCGUCGACUCCAAAGAAGUGGACGCGCUGGUGACGAAAAUCGGUGAAGCGCUGCAGCUCCACAACCACAGCGGCGGCGGGCACCAGAAGAAGACGGUGUCCGUGUCCGUGUCCUGUCUGCACGGCGGCACCACCACCACGACCACCGUCGGCGGCGUCAAACCGGCGGCCAUAAUCAGCGGCGGAAGCGGCGGCGACACGGGACGCCACGGCUGCUGUAUGCGGCUCCGGAACCGGAACCACCGGGCGAACCCGUACAGCAUCCAGGAAUGGGACCACCAAAUCAAACCGUGGAACAACAAGAAGAGGAGAACCGCCGAGGAGGACGACGACGAUCCGCACCGGCUGCUGCAGGAGCUGAUUCUCUCGGGGAACCUGAUCAAAGAGGCCGUCAAGAGGCUGCAGUUCUCCGCAGCAGCAGACCGUGUCAGCACGGCGGACCGUGUGCCGUGCUGAUGCCGGACCGGUGGACUCUCACACGGACUGUUUUUAGAUGUAAAUUCACAGAACUGGUAGCUACGUUUGUUUUCUCAUUUCAUCCAUUUGUUUGUUA
Messenger RNA from Anarrhichthys ocellatus (wolf-eel), 697 nucleotides. It is a transcript of the gene gbp, whose product is annotated as glycogen synthase kinase binding protein. The record is from RefSeq and is a predicted model, not a curated record. Bases 100 to 600 code for a protein of 166 amino acids. Lineage: Eukaryota; Metazoa; Chordata; Actinopteri; Perciformes; Anarhichadidae. The transcript has a single exon. Gene Ontology annotation, cellular component: cytoplasm.